Molecule: messenger RNA, 1948 nt
Organism: Colletotrichum navitas
Lineage: Eukaryota; Fungi; Ascomycota; Sordariomycetes; Glomerellales; Glomerellaceae
Product: metallopeptidase family M24
Exons: 2
Coding region: 346-1821 (491 amino acids)
Biological process (GO): proteolysis
Cellular component (GO): mitochondrion
Molecular function (GO): metalloaminopeptidase activity; manganese ion binding
Source: RefSeq, a predicted model, not a curated record
ACAUAAAACAACAAUGAUCCACAUCGUCCUCGAUCACAAAUCUCAUUCAACCAGCUCGACUCGUCAUUGUGGCACGAUAGCUGGAGGGGGAAAAAAGUGACUUCUAGGCCGUCUUGGUCUUCAUCCUUCUCAAUACUCACUCACUUCUCACUCCUCAGUCUAAGGGCAAGUCCGUAUGCGCUUGGCCCAGUUAUCGAGUCAGCCGCCUCGCAAUUGCCAGUGCGCCCGUCGCACCUUUGCUGCAGGAUACAGAGGAGAUGACCUCAUCCAAGUUGUAGUCCUCCACUUUCUCCGGCACCCUUCCUACCUUUCUACCCUUAGUCACCCAUCAUCAUAUAUCCUGCCAUGAGCGCUUCACGGCCGGUAUGCCGCGCCCUUCGAGCUGCACAGAGAAUACGCCCCUUGUCGGCGGCAGCGCCAAGGCGCCCGUCUUUCUUCACCAACCUUCACCUCCGGCGCUAUUCCGCAGUCUCUGCCGCCGAGCUGCAGUUCGGGCAGCCGGUGCAUGAGACUCACCCUCACAUUCUUGAGGCCGGCGAGAUCACACCCGGCGUCACGGCUCGGGAAUACUGGGAACGUCGCGCCCGGCUUGCCGAGAAGCUUCCGGACAAUGGCGUCGCCGUCCUCGUCGCCGCCGACCUCAAAUAUCGAUCUGGCGCCGUCUUCUUCCCUUACCGCCAAGAAUCCAACUUCCUCUACCUCACCGGCUGGAACGAGAGCGAUUCAGUUGCCGUCAUUCAGAAAACCGGCAAAGGCUUUGGUGACUUUAUCUUUCACCUCUUCACGAAGCCAAAGGAUCCCGUCGCUGAGCAGUGGAUGGGGCCCCGCAACGGUGUCCAGGCCGCUGUCGACAUAUUCAACGCCGACAAGGCCGCCGACAUCGCCAAGAUCGACCGUCACCUGCCUGAGAUCCUCAAGGGUGCCAGUCGCGUCUAUGCCGACAUCGAGAAACCGCGACAGGGCGAGCAGGAAGGCAAGCUCUGGCAGUUGAUGAAGGCCGACAAGUCCUGGUUUCCCUCGGCUAAGCUGCCUCUGUACCCCCUCGUCAACUCUCUGAGAGCCAUCAAGUCCCCGGCCGAGGUCACCAAUAUGCGCCGCGCCGGCCAGAUCUCGGGCCGCGUCAUCACCGACGCCAUGCGGAGAUCGUGGACCCGAGAGAAGGACCUACAUGCUUUCCUCGACUACCGCUUCACUGCCGACGGCUGCGAUGGCCCGGCCUACGUCCCCGUCGUCGCUGGCGGCCAGAACGGCCUCUGCAUUCACUACGUUGUAAAUAACAACGUCCUCCGCGACGGCGAGAUGGUCCUCGUCGACGCCGGCGGCGAGUACGGUACCUACAUCACCGAUAUUUCCCGUACCUGGCCCGUGAACGGCAAGUUCACGCCGGCUCAGAGAGACCUCUAUGAAGCUGUGCUCACGGUCCAGCGCUCUAGCAUCUCGCUGUGCCGGGAGAACGCCAACCUCUCUCUAGACGACAUCCAUGACCACACCUCGGCAGGACUGCUCGAGCAGCUCAAGGGCCUGGGCUUCGACAUAACGACACGAGACAUAGACGUCUUAUUUCCCCACCACGUCGGUCACUAUGUCGGCUUGGAUGUCCACGAUGUGCCGGGCUACGGCAGAAGGACUCCCUUAAAGAAGGGUCACUGCGUGACUAUUGAGCCAGGAAUCUAUGUCCCAGACACGGACCGGUGGCCGGAACACUUCCGGGGCCUCGGCGUACGGAUCGAGGACAGCAUCUGUGUGGAUGAGGACUCGCCGUACAUCCUUACCACAGAGGCUGUUAAGGAGAUCGCCGAUAUUGAGGCUCUGAGAGACUGAAAAGGGCAAUGUACAACACUUGAAACCUGUAAAACAAUGUAUUCAUUGCUGUGACAUUAAGGUACAAUGCCAGAUUCAGUACUGACCAUCAGUCAAUUUUAUAAGAGAAUAUAAGGAUUUCUAGAUU